Cylas formicarius (sweet potato weevil) is the source of this 2355-nucleotide messenger RNA. It is a transcript of the gene Su(z)12, whose product is annotated as polycomb protein SUZ12. Gene Ontology annotation, molecular function: chromatin DNA binding. The record is from RefSeq and is a predicted model, not a curated record. Gene Ontology annotation, cellular component: nucleus; ESC/E(Z) complex. The transcript has 6 exons. NCBI's taxonomy places the organism in Eukaryota, Metazoa, Arthropoda, Insecta, Coleoptera, Brentidae. The coding region runs from base 76 to 2112 and encodes 678 amino acids.
UGUCAAAAAAAUACAAACACGGGACGCCAGGCCGAGUGGGUUUUCGCGGCAUAAACGGACGUUCUCGGUGUCGCAAUGCCCCCGAAAAAACGCGAAAAAGAGCCCGACCCGUCGAAAAAUCCGCGAAUCGACCACAUCCAGGCAGAUCAUGAGUUGUUUCUGCAAGCAUUCGAAAAGCCCACCCAAAUCUACAGGUACCUGAGGACGCGGAAUAUGUGUUCGCCGAUUUUCCUCAAUAGGACGGUGACUUACAUGAGACACAGGAUGUCCAGGUCGCACAAAGGUAGGGCCGCGUUUAAAGUCGAUUCGCUGUUGCAGCGGGUCCUCGACAAAAAAGAUUCGAUGUGCAUCGAGCCGGGUUACAUUAACCUGACGUUUUUGGGGUUUAACAACGCUGCUUUGCCAUGUGACGCGGACGUCGCGCAAGUCGAGACGGUUUUACUGAAAAUCACGCACAAAAAACGGAAAGACAGCUCGGCGCCGAGCAUGCAGAUUUCGUUGGGCGUCGCGGACGUUCCUAUUAAUCCGGUUGAAGGGCAGAUGCCCCUGACUGCUCCAACAAUAAGCAUACCGACGGAAUCGUUCUCCUCCAAUGGCGGGCCCCUAGUCAAGUCCUACAUACUUCUCUUUCGGGUCAAAGUGCUCACAGACAAGGACUGCGAAGACGACGAGCCGGCAAUGAAAAAGCGCAAGUCGGUGGGCGGCAAUCUGACAGACAGCGUAAAAGUGUAUAGUGCGGAAUUGAUUAUAUAUGAUAAACACAACCGGUGUUACUUGAGUGACGGUGAUUACGAUGUGGUGGUGCAUGACGUGUCGUCGAUACCGAAAAACUCACCAAAGAAACACUCUAGCUGGGAGAACGUCAACGAUUUGGUCGAGACUUGCGGCAACAUCGACGCCUUCAUGAAGGGCUCCAUACUGAAGUUCAAGUUGAACUGGUCGACUGAACCCAGUGCUAAAGUGGUGGACAGGCCCAAACUGUAUCCCCUCCAGGAGAACAAGGAGAACAUAUCAGCUCUGGCCAAUGGCGACUCGGAGUCGGAAAAGCUGCAGAUAGUGUACCAGUUCGUUUACAACAACAACUCGCGGCAACAGACGGAGGCGUGCGAGGACCUGCACUGCCCUUGGUGCAGCUUGAACUGUAACGAGCUCUACACGCUGCUCAAGCAUCUUAAACUGUGCCACUCGCGGUUCACCUUCACUUACGUGCCUAUUUCGGUGGGGGCGCGCAUCGACGUCGCCAUAAACGAAAUGUACGACGGGUCGUACACCGGCUCGCCCCACGACCUCAUCACGCAGCCCACGGUGUGCGCGUUCUCGAGGAACGGGCCCGUGAGGCGCGCGUCCGUCACCCACAUCCUCGUCUGCCACCCCAAGAGGCCCAAACCGAGCCUGUCCGAGUUCCUGGAGCUCGACGACUGCGAGUACGACGGCCAGAGGCCGUUCAUAACCGGUCACAACAGACUGUACCAUCACACCACCACGUGCCUGCCCAUCUACCCCAAGGAGAUGGACGUCGACUCUGAGGGCGAGAACGACCCGGAAUGGUUGCAGAACAAGACGAUGAUGAUGAUCGACGAGUUCACCGACGUCAACGAAGGCGAAAAGGAGCUGAUGAAGAUGUGGAACCUGCACGUGAUGAAGUGCGGUUUCGUCGGCGACUGCCAGAUCCCGUUGGCCUGCCAGAUGUUCGUGCAGCACCGCGGCAAAGAGCUCCUCCUCAAAAACCUCUACCGCAACUUCGUCCUCCACAUGACGUCGCUGUUCGAUUUCGGCCUCGUGAGCGCCGUCUGUCUCUACACGACGCUGCAAAAGCUCCAGGAGAUGGUCGGCGAGACGGGCGCAAUAAGGAACGUGCUGAAGGAGUCACGCGAGGCCCAAAUGGACAACCUCGCCAAGGCGGGGUGCGUUUUGCACCUGCCCGAGAAGCCGUGCACUCUGAAGACGCCUUCCGCGGGCCGGAAGACCGCGAACGUCGGCCUGCAGAGGCGCAAGGGGACGCCGACGCCGUCCGAGGCGCCGACGCGGCGGAAAUCAGCGAGCGUCGACGCGUCGACCACCAGGAAGAGGCUGUCUUUAUCUCUGAACAAGAACGAUCAGAAAUCGAGUUAGUUUCGAUCGGUUACGGACCCAUUUCAGAAGUGAGAUUGUCGAUGAGGCAAGGGGGAAAACAUAUUUAUUUCGAUAACGGAUCGGGGAUGCCUUACAAGCGCUCAGGUGUCGCUGCUAUUUUCCAAGGAAAUAGUUCUUUUUUUAAAUAUAUGCGAUAGGAAAGUUUAUAUCGCGCCUUUAUCCCUUUUUAUUUUGUUGUAUGUUUAUAUUGUUUGAUUUAGUUUAGUUGAAAUAUAACCGCAG